UGUUGCAAGAGCCCGGAGCAGUGAAAGGGACACUGUCCCUAUCCGAAUCCUUCUGUCGCACUUGAUCCCAGUCGAAAUAAUCUAACGAUAGGGACGGGUCAACUUGGUCAAAUAGAGGAAUCAAUCAAAAAUAAUCGCUGUUAGUAGUGCUUACUCAUAGCUUGAAGUAUGGUAAAGUGAACAUUGGGAUAUUCUUUGAUUUUUUUUUCUUUACAUCGACCGUUGAGGGGGUAGGCUACUCGUGGAGUUAAAAGGCGGACCACUUGUGUUUGCCCUGGUUCUGUCAGAUGAACAAAUCGUAAGAAGUCGAUACCACUCGCGUAUUUUUCCAGCUGACAUCUUCGUGUUAGCAAAGGAAAGCUCCCCCUGUCAUGGCUGCUCCAUCCUUCCUCCUCCUCUUCCCCCUGGGUUUGCUGUCUGCUGUGAGAUCAGCCUCGCUGAUGGGCCCUGGCUCUAUGACGUCAUCAGAUCCCUCCGUCCAGGCUCCUCAUUUGACUGGGUGUAAGUCCAGUGAACAGGAGACGUUUAGGUGUUGGUGGAGUCCCGGAAGCUUCCAGAAUCUCACGGAACCCGGAGCACUGCAAAUCCAGUACUGGAAGAAGAAUGACUUGACAAAGGAAUGGAAGGAGUGCCCUGACUACUCCUCCUCUGUGAAGAACGAAUGUUUCUUUAAUAAGAACAACACGGUUAUCUGGAUCAAAUACUGUGUGCGGCUCCACUCUGAAAGCCAGAACAAAACCUACGAUACCUUGUGCUUCGAAUUGCAGGACAUUGUGCACCCUGACCCGCCAGUGGCUCUGAAUUGGACGCUGCUGAACAUCAGCCGGUCGGGCCUGAACUAUGACAUCAUGGCGAGCUGGGAACCCCCGCCCUCGGCUGACGUAUCCGUUGGAUGGUUGACACUGGUGUAUGAAGUUCAGUACAGGAGGAGGAACAGCUCACACUGGAAAGUGUUGGAGCAUGAGUUUGGCACCCAGCAGUCUAUCUACGGCCUUCAGACAGGAGAGGCGUACGAGGUGCGUGUGCACUGUGCAAUGAGGGCCUUCAAUAACUUUGGGGAGUUCAGUGAUGUCAUCUUUGUCCACGUGCCAGAGAUUCCCAAUAAAGAGUCAACGUUCCCUGUGACUCUGGUCCUGAUCUUCGGGGCUGUGGGCGUGGCCAUUCUCCUCAUGCUCAUCAUCUUCUCUCAGCAGCAGAGACUGAUGGUGAUUCUGCUGCCUCCUGUCCCUGCACCCAAAAUCAAAGGGAUAGAUCCAGCACUGCUUAAGAAGGGAAAGCUGGACGAGCUGAACUUCAUCCUGAGUGGAGCUGGUAUGGGGGCUCUCCACUCCUACCCCCCGGACCUGUACCAGGACGUGCCCUGGGUGGAGUUCAUCGAGCUGGACGCAGACGAGCCUGGGGAGAAGGACAACCAGAGCUCAGACUCACAGAGACUGCUCGGUCACAACAACCACCACGCAAACCAUGGCUGCUCUCAUGGCCUCGGUAUCCCUGAUGAUGACUCUGGCCGGGCCAGCUCCUAUGAUCCAGAGCUGCCUGACCAGGAGACCCUGAUGUUAAUGGCUGCCCUCCUGUCCUGCCAACCCGACAAAGUUGAGCCAUGCUUGGGGAACUGGAGCCACUCAAGCACCCCGUCCCUAGAAGUGCUGGAGGUCCCAUGCCCCCGGCUCCAGGCUCCAGGCUUACCUCCAGAGGGAGGGGAGAGGCACCUGGUCCAGACCCAGCUGGGAGGCCCUCAGAGCUGGGUAAACAUGGACUUCUAUGCCCAGGUCAGCGAUGUGACGCCCACCGGAGGGGUGGUGCUCUCGCCAGGCCAGCAGGUCAGAGCCCCGGAGAACACUCCAACAACAGAGAAGGAUAAGAAGGGAAAAAUUGAGGGAGGAGAGGAGGAGAGUGAGGAAGAGGAGGAGAGGAGAACGAACAAGCUGAAGUUUCAGCUGCUGGUGGUUGUUCCUGAGACAGGGGGCUACACGACAGAGAGCAGRGGCCGGCAGAUGAGCACCCCUGACCCCUCCUCACCUGGGGAGGUCUARCACACCUUCCCCCCACCUUCCGCCGAGAGCAAGCCCCACCAGGAGGCCUAUCUUCCUGCUACCACCCCCCUAGGGGACUACCAGUCCCCUUACAUCCUUCCUGACUCCCCCCCUGCUCAGUUCCUCCCCCCUGUUUCGGACUACACUGUGGUUCAGGAUGUUGAUUUCCAGCACAGCCUUCUCCUCAACCCCKCGUCCCCCCAGAGGUCCCCUACCUGUUCCCCACAACCCCCCUCCAAGCCCCUGCCCGUCAUGCCCAUAGGGUACCUCACCCCGGACCUGUUGGGCAACCUCUCGCCUUAAGAAAAACUACACCGCCCAGGAGGCUGGAGGCCACUUGUCAUGAAGUCAAUAAUCAUUACAUUUA
Messenger RNA from Salvelinus sp. IW2-2015, 2400 nucleotides. RefSeq names its product growth hormone receptor-like. NCBI's taxonomy places the organism in Eukaryota, Metazoa, Chordata, Actinopteri, Salmoniformes, Salmonidae. Gene Ontology annotation, molecular function: protein binding. The record is from RefSeq and is a predicted model, not a curated record.